Messenger RNA from Harmonia axyridis, 2575 nucleotides. RefSeq lists its product as uncharacterized. The transcript has 12 exons. The coding region runs from base 34 to 2448 and encodes 804 amino acids. NCBI's taxonomy places the organism in Eukaryota, Metazoa, Arthropoda, Insecta, Coleoptera, Coccinellidae. The record is from RefSeq and is a predicted model, not a curated record.
UAUCGAUCAUCUUUAAAAGAUUGUUAUUCCAAAAUGACUGAAAAUUAUUCAACCAGUUCAGACUAUGUGGAUAUUCACGGUCAGAAGCUGAAUGUUUUGAUUAAAUCAGAUGGAGCAAAAUUUAUUCCUUUGCACGAAAUUCGGAAAACUGGUUUUCAUAUUUUUCCCGAGGCAGAUUAUAAUCGAGCAUCUGUUGGCAAAAAGGUAUUAUUAGAUGAACUCCGGUUAUAUUUGUUAGGUGCUGCAAAAGAGUUUGUAAUACAAAGAAAUAUUCGGUCCAUUAAUCAUGAGGAAAUAUACAAAACAAUUGACGAGUGUCAUGAUAAAUUAUCAAAUAAUGGUCCAACUCAACAAUCUUCUUCAGGAGUUCUCGGAAGGAGGUUAUUAUCGGAUCCUGCUGAAUUCAGGAAAGGACAAAUACCAAUGAAUCAGUCUGUUCUGAAUUCAUCUAAGUUUGAAAAUGUUGGAGGUAUGCUUCAAAAUAAUAAGACAACUAAUUUCAGCAACAGUGAUUCUGCAAACUUGCGACUACCACAUACUCAAAAUGGUUACUUUAAUCCUAAUAAUUUAGAUAUUGGUGACUCUACUAAAGCUCAUUCAAAUUAUCCAAAUAAAAUGAAUUUCCCAAACAAAUCAAACUGGAAUCAGAGGAACAAAACUAAUCCAAGUAAGAAUCUAAAUGAAAAUAACUCAUCACACAGUAAAAAAACCGCAUUAAAGACAAAUUGUGAAUCCAUAUCAACCAGUGAGAGUGAAGAUGUAGGUCAACACUUUGUUAGAUUAUCUGCCCUCAAAUUGGAAAGGAUUAAAUUGUUGCCUGUAAUGCAAGAAGUUAAAGUUGUGUAUGUUGAAUCAAACAAAGAAAAACUGAAAUAUUGGGUCCAGUUUGUAGAAAACGAUAAAAUAAUAAUGGAUAUUAUGGGAAAAUGCUACGACCUUGCAGAUGAUGCACCUGUUGUCAAACCAAAAUUGAAUGAAAUUUAUUUAGUCAUGAAUAAAGAUGAUGAACUGUGGUACCGUGCAAUUGUAGUUAAAGUUCAGCCUACAAUUAAAGUACAUUUCAUAGAUUAUGGUAACGAUGCAUUUGUAUCUGAAGUUAGAACUAUUCCUGAUGAAUUAAAAACAAUACCAGCUCAAGCAGUUAGAAUAUGUUUAUCACGACCUGAAGGUGCUAACCAACCAACAUUAGAAAUGGACGAAAUUAUCUCGGUAAAGCUCAUCAAACAGUUUGAUGACACCACCAAUUUAGUUCUGAGCGCCAAUAAGAAAACUGCUACUGCUAAACUUCAAAGUCCUUCAGAACCAAUAAUUUUGGGAGAUAUAAAAUAUACUCAGGAAUGGGUGCAUAAAGAUGUUGUGAAAAUAGUUGCUCAUUCAGGUGGAAAACUAUAUUUACGCAAUAAGGAACAUCAUGGGAAAUUAGUGGAAGUUGAUAUGGAAAUAAAUAAUUGGACAAGGGAAUUAGUGAAAGAUGUAGUUCUUGGUCAGGUUGUACUCUGUAAAAAAGAAGGUUCUGAAGAAAAAUUAUGUCGUGCUAAAAUUGAAAAUGUAGAAAAUCCUUUUGCAACUGUACAUUAUAUAGAUUACCAUAAAAAUGAUAAAGUGUUGAUCAAAAACCUAUAUGUUGCCAAUAAAAGAAUAGCGAAUUUACCAGCCACUCUUAUCGAAUCCCCCACCAUUAAGGAAUUCAUUUCUAAUAAAUUUGAUAGCAAUGCUGCAUCCAUGCUAGAUGAGAUGAUAACCAAUAAUGUUAAGUUUACUGUGGCUGCAAGUGGCUCCGAAUUUGAUUUAUUCCUCAAGGAUAAGUCUUUAUCAGAAUUGAUAUAUCCUAAUACAUGCAAAAUACAGUCAACACAGCAAUUAAACAAAGUAUCAACUGGCAAUGUUCAAGAGGAAUCAAAAUCCAAAUAUAUCAAAGUAUUGUUUGAGGAUAUGAAAAGCUAUGAAGUCCCAAUGGGAAAAGGCGAUUAUAUGUUGACGAAUUUCAAAGAUGCUACAGACUUCACUGUUACUUGUACUGAAGACAAAGAAUCAGAUCUUCUCAGCAGGUGUACCUGUAUCGAGGUUACAGACACAGAUCCAUAUGAGCCGGACGAUUCUGAAAUGGUUUUAGGGUAUUUUGAGGGUGGUUGGUACAGAGCCUUAGUUCUUGAGAAAUCUGAUAAUGGUAUUUAUCAAGUUCUUUUUGUGGAGUAUGGAAAUAUACUGGAAAUCACCAAAAAUGAGAUAAGAAGGUUUCCUGCAGAAUUUAAGGAUAUACCUUUUCUGGGACUGUCCUGUAAAUUAAACGUUGCAAACACAGAAAAAGUGAGGCUUCGAUUGGAAGAAUUACUAGAACCAGAUAAUAUUUAUGAAAUUAAUUUCAUUUCCUACUCAUUGGACACUCUCCAAUACACUGUGGAUAUACCAAAAAUCACAGAAAUUUUGAAAAAGGAAGGAUUAAUGUAGAAAGCUGAUGUUUUAUUUUCAUAGAAAUAAUGUUAUAUUUUUAACCUUGUUUCAGAGAAUUCGUUUUAUGUUUUUCACUAAUGUUAUACAUUCGAUUUUUUUAAUAAUAAAGUCAUCUUUUGUAUUA